Oryza brachyantha (malo sina) is the source of this 1880-nucleotide messenger RNA. Its product is annotated as lanC-like protein GCR2. NCBI's taxonomy places the organism in Eukaryota, Viridiplantae, Streptophyta, Magnoliopsida, Poales, Poaceae. The coding region runs from base 338 to 1678 and encodes 446 amino acids. Gene Ontology annotation, biological process: carbohydrate metabolic process; peptide modification. Gene Ontology annotation, cellular component: plasma membrane. The transcript is spliced from 6 exons. The record is from RefSeq and is a predicted model, not a curated record.
ACCAUUACGAGUUUAUAAAGUUAUAGAUAUAAUAUUGGUAUCUCAAUAACACAUAAGAUUCAUAUGAAUCAAUGGUACGUGUACCAACCAAGAUAACAUAUGUUUAGUUUCGUAAAAUUACUGCCCAGUUAUCCACGCUUGCAGCUGACCAAACACGCGAAAAGAAAAAAAAAACCGAAAAAUGUCAAAAUAUGUGAAAGUAGCCAUUGAUGCGCAGCGGCGACCUGCACGUGUAGCUCCUGAGCUCAGACGUGCAGGCUGCCACGCUGUCACCGCCCGGAGCGACCAGCGAACUCGCGACCUUCUCUUUCUAUAAAGCCCAACCGCGGCGGCGACCAUGGGAAACGGUGGUGGGAAGAGGACGAAGGAGGAGAGACUCGCCGCCGCUCCCGCGUUGCCGUCGUCGUCGUCGGCGGCGCCAUUCUCCUCCUCCUCGUCGUCGCGGGCCACGAAGCGUCAGCGCGCGGCGGCCAUGGCGGACCGCUACUUCCCCAACGACUUCCCCGACUUCGUCGCCGAGUCCCCCGACGGCGGCCCCGGCCUCCUGUCGCUCCCGUACCGCGUCGUCGCCGACAGGCUCCGCGCCGCUGCGCUCCGGAUCAAGGACGAGGUCGUGGAGGAGACUUGGACCAGGGCGCGGCGCCAGGUGACGGACUACACCCUCUACACGGGCGCUCUCGGGACGGCGCUCCUGCUGUUCAAGUCCUUCCAGGUCACCGGCGACCGUGCCGAUCUCUCCCUCGCCGGCGACAUCGUGAAAGAGUGCGACGCCGCGUCGCGUGGCCUGCCACGCAGGUUCUUGACAUUCAUCUGUGGGAGGGCUGGGGUCUGCGCUCUCGGUGCAAUGAUCGCGAAACACUCCGAUGACCAGCUUCUGGUCACCCACUACCUGAGCAAGUUUGAUGAGAUAUUAGUCACCGAGAAUGUUCCCAAUGAGUUGUUAUAUGGAAGAGCAGGGUAUCUGUGGGCUUGCUUGUUCUUGAACACUCAUCUCGGCGAGAAGACGAUCCCCAUUGGGCACAUUACUUCUGUUGCAAAGGACAUCAUUGAGGAGGGGAGAAAGCUGUCUAACAGAGUGAGCUGCCCCUUGAUGUAUGAAUGGCAUGGAAAGAAGUACUGGGGUGCUGCCCAUGGGCUUGCUGGGAUCAUGCAUGUCCUCAUGCACACCGAACUGGAGCCGGAUGAGAAGGAUGAUGUAAAGAACACUCUCUUAUACAUGAUCAGGAACAGGUAUCCUAGUGGCAACUAUCCAUCGAGUGAAGGCAGUGAAUCUGAUCGUUUGGUGCAUUGGUGCCAUGGUGCCCCUGGCGUUGCUCUUACACUCGCUAAAGCAUAUCAGGUCUUCCAUGAUGAACAUUUCAAACAAUCGGCUGCAGAGGCUGCUGAAGUUGUCUGGAACCGAGGACUUCUGAAGAGAGUUGGAAUAUGCCAUGGUGUAAGUGGGAAUGCCUACGUAUUUCUCUCUCUCUACAGGCUAACUGGCAAUGUUGAGUACCUGUACCGGGCUAAGGCUUUUGCUUGCUUUCUGCUUGAGAGCGCUGAUCGGUUGAUUGCUGAUGGGACCAUGCAUGGUGGAGAUCACCCAUUUUCGUUGUUUGAAGGGAAGGCUGGGAUGGCUUAUCUCCUCCUAGACAUGAUUAGUCCAUCAGAAUCGAAGUUCCCGGCCUAUGAACUUUGAAGGACAUAAAUAUAUGUAUCCUGUUAGGAUCAAUUGCUCAGUGAUGCAUCCGUCCAAAGUAGCCACGUUGUGUUUUCUUGUUGCAUUGUAAUAUGUUGUCUUUGUAAAGUUCAGAAUCCAGAUGGUGCAGCUUGAACCUAUGUAAAAGACAUGUUUGAGGGAGUUUCUGGAAAUAUGGCAAUCUUUAUGUUGGUUCUUGCCU